Molecule: messenger RNA, 360 nt
Organism: Dentiscutata erythropus
Lineage: Eukaryota; Fungi; Glomeromycota; Glomeromycetes; Diversisporales; Gigasporaceae
Source: the annotation of a GenBank genome assembly
AUGGCAGCCCUUGUUAAAGAUAACACUAGUAAGACGACUAUCUAUGUUGGAGGCCUUGAUGAUCAAGUUAAUGAACAAAUCCUCCACGCAGCGUUUAUUCCCUUUGGAGAUAUUGUUGAAAUUCAAAUACCUCCGGAUCCUGCUUCUCACAAUCAGCAUCGUGGCUUUGGUUUUAUAGAGUUCGAAGAAGCUGCUGAUGCUCAAGCUGCAAUUGAUAAUAUGAAUUUAUCAGAACUUUAUGGUAAGGUUAUUAAAGUCAAUUUGGCCAGGCCCAUGAGAAUUAAAGAAGGGAGUAUGCGAGCUGUAUGGUCUGAAGACGCAUGGCUACAAAAAUUCGCACUCAAGUCCGAUGAUCCGAAU